AUGCCCGCCGCAAAGCCGUACAAGCUCUCGACUUCCGGCCUGCUCUCCCCUUCCUACCCCUCUUCAUACAACGGCAUGCACCGACCUACCCCCGUCCAAUCGAGCAGCUGGCUGCCCACCCCCCCUUUGCUAGACCUCGACGCACUCGACCGGGAGCUCGAGACAAUCUCGCAGAAAUCCACCACCACCUCUCUCCGUGCCUCCCUACACGCGGAACUUGACGCAGAGAUAGACGAAAUCCUCCGUUCCCCCGCUGCACGCGCAGCAUGGGAAGACGUACAAGACGACAUGGACUCGAUCGUCCCCUCCUCCCCCUGGUCCAGUCUGUCAUCUCGGCGCUCUUCCCGCUCCUCCCGGUCAAGCGUAGGGGACAGGCCUGCCGUGUACCCAGAUCCGAUCGGCACGCCCCCACGGAAGCCUGCGUCUACUUCAUCCGAGGCUAGCUCUUCCGAGCCUGUCACCCCCUCGAGCUCGCACGCCUGUUCCCCGGUGAAGGCACCAGAGCGGAGGAAAGUCGAAAAGCGAGAGGAAGAUCACCCCUGUGUACCCUUCUGGCGCCACUGUACCCCCUCGCACCUGCUCACCCUGGAGCAUUUCACAGCGCUGAUGCUGUCUAACGGGCUGUCGCUCGUCUCCCAGGAUUGGCGGAAGAUGGACGUGAGUGAGAUGGAGAAGGAGAGGACCAGGAGGGUGUGGGAGGGCUUAUUGGAGCAGUAUGCCGCUUUGAAGGCAUAUAGGGUUAGCAGGGGGUACACAGCGGAGGAGCUUCUGGAGGAAUUGAUGUGA
This is a messenger RNA of Dacryopinax primogenitus, 786 nucleotides long. RefSeq lists its product as uncharacterized. The record is from RefSeq and is a predicted model, not a curated record. The transcript has 3 exons. Bases 1 to 786 code for a protein of 261 amino acids. NCBI's taxonomy places the organism in Eukaryota, Fungi, Basidiomycota, Dacrymycetes, Dacrymycetales, Dacrymycetaceae.